This is a messenger RNA of Esox lucius (northern pike), 4116 nucleotides long. RefSeq names its product CCR4-NOT transcription complex, subunit 3a (gene cnot3a). Bases 178 to 3060 code for a protein of 960 amino acids. Lineage: Eukaryota; Metazoa; Chordata; Actinopteri; Esociformes; Esocidae. The record is from RefSeq and is a predicted model, not a curated record. The transcript is spliced from 19 exons. Gene Ontology annotation, biological process: regulation of stem cell population maintenance; nuclear-transcribed mRNA poly(A) tail shortening; regulation of DNA-templated transcription. Gene Ontology annotation, cellular component: P-body; nucleus; CCR4-NOT core complex.
UUUGUGGGUGGGAAUUUUUUUUAGCUACCGUCCAUCUUUAGAGUACAGCCAGGUUAACGAAAAGAAAACAAAAUUAGGAAGUAAAGAAGACUGGGAAAUUAGUCUUGGUUCUAAUUGAAAGAGACAAACGAAAAACCCAACCCCUAGACGGUAUGAAGACAUUGUCGUAGUGAAGCCAUGGCUGACAAAAGAAAACUUCAAGGUGAAAUAGACAGAUGUUUAAAAAAGGUAGCUGAAGGUGUAGAACAGUUUGAAGACAUAUGGCAAAAGCUUCACAAUGCAGCCAAUGCCAACCAGAAGGAAAAAUAUGAGGCAGACCUUAAAAAAGAGAUUAAGAAGUUACAGCGAUUGAGGGAUCAGAUAAAAACAUGGGUGGCAUCAAACGAGAUCAAAGACAAAAGGCAGCUAGUAGAGAAUCGCAAGCUCAUAGAGACGCAAAUGGAGCGGUUUAAGGUGGUAGAGCGGGAGACAAAGACGAAGGCCUACUCUAAAGAAGGCCUGGGGCUCGCCCAGAAAGUGGACCCCGCUCAGAGGGAAAAGGAAGAGAUGGGAAACUGGCUAACGAAUACAAUAGACACACUCAACAUGCAGGUGGACCAGUUUGAGAGUGAGGUGGAAUCGCUCUCUAUUCAAACCAGAAAAAAGAAAGGCGACAAAGAGAAGCAGGAUCGCAUUGAGGAGCUGAAGAGGUUUAUAGAAAGGCAUAGGUACCACAUUCGCAUGCUGGAGACGAUCCUACGCAUGCUGGACAACGACUCGGUGCAGGUGGACUCCAUCCAGAAAAUCAAAGAUGACGUGGAGUACUACAUUGAGUCAUCCCAGGAUCCGGACUUUGAAGAGAACGAGUUCCUUUACGACGACCUGGAUCUGGAGGACAUCCGUGAGUCCAUGGACAGCCAGGAGCUCGAUGACGAGUCCUGGGAUGCUCAUGAUGAUGAUGCUCAUGCUAUCAGCUCUGCUGUGCUUGUUGCCACCUCCCCGACAGGUCAGGGCAACAUAGAAGACGAAAUGUUCCUCCACUCGAGCAGCACUCCCACCUCCACCACCUCCUCUUCUCCCAUCCCUCCGUCGCCGGCCACCGGCACAGCUGAAAACUCUGAGGACGAUAAAAAGAGGGGACGGUCGACAGACAGUGAAAUAAGUCAGUCUCCUGUGAAGAACGGCACCCCCUCCCUGUUGUCGUCCUUCUCCUCGUCCACCACCUCCGGGUCGUCGUCGUCCUCUUCCAUCGUCUCCAUGGCCAACGUUGUGGGAGGCGCCCCUGUUGCUGCCGCCAACAACAGUCUGGUUGGGAGCUUCAGCAGUGCGGUGCAGCAGCAUCAGCAUCCACCUCCUCAGCAGCCGGUCCAGCAGCCACAGCAACAACCACAGCAGAGCCAAACCAAACCCUCCCUACCCUCCAGCAGCACCCCGAGUCCCCCCAGCCACCCCCUCCUCUCCGCCCCCUCUGUCCCCACGCCCGUCACGCCCAGUUCAACUGCCCCCAACUCCCUGCCCCAGGCCUCGUCGGGGCACACCUCCAGCUUAGGGCUUGGGUUGGGCCUUGGUCUAGGUAAGGUCGGCAUGAUGGGCACCAGCUGUGCCAAUUCUAUGUCUGGUCUGGGCCUGGCUGGCAUGUCAGCGCCCCUAAACACCAUGGCGAGCCUCAUCUCUGGGUCCACCUCGGCCCCCUAUGCCCAGGCAGCUGCGUUGGGUGGCCUGGGCCUGAACAACACCACCCAGUCCAGUGUCCCAGUGGAGAACCCCUCCACCCCUACAUCUGGCUCUAGUGGCGCCACCACCAACGGGGCUGGGACGGGCCUGGGCCUCCUGGGGUCCAGCCCGCCACAUUGCCCCCUAACCGGGGGCAUGCUAGGCCUGGGGCCUGGGCAGAGCAUGGCCCCAGGACCUCAGGUCCCAGUCAGCCCGGUCAGCGCGGUCCCUGGAGGGUCGGUUGGAAUGAUGGGAGGAAACGGAGGAAGCAUGGGGCUAAUCGGUGGAGGAGUUGGGAAUGCUGGCCCUACCAGACCGCCUAGUGGACUCAAGCAGAAUGGAAGCACUAGUUACAGUGCCGUGGUGGCAGAGAGCACAGUAGAGUCUGCCAUCAACACACCCAGCCAAUCACACAGCAGCCAGCCUUCAUCGAUGACCUCCUCUGCUAGUCAGCCUAUGGACAAUGGUCCCAGCCUCAUCAGCUCCAUAACGUUGCCCCCCAGUUCUCCGUCGCCUUCGUUUUCAGACAGUAACCCUGGUGAUGGGAGCCUCCUCAACGGUCCUCACUCCUACACACAGGCCUCCGAAGGCCUCAAGCUUCCUACAGACAUCCGUCAGAUACUGAUGGAGACCAGAGUGACGGCGCAGGCCGCAGAGCCGCCAGGGGCCAUGGCAACAGCCACUAACACACGAAAAAGAAAGCAGUGUCAGGCCCCAGAGCCUCUAAGUUCUCUGAAGGCGAUGGCUGAGAGAGCUGCUCUAGGAUCAGGACUGGAUGGUGAGAUCCCCAACCUGCAUCUUACAGACAGAGACAUCUUCUCCAGUUCCUCGGCGGCUCCCGGCCCCCCCGCGCCCCCCCAGCCCUCCCUGUCGGAGGUGAGCAUCCCCCCAUCCUUGGGGGUGUGUCCCCUGGGCCCCACGCCCCUUUCUAAGGACCAGGUAUACCAGCAGGCCAUGCAAGAGUCGGCCUGGACACACAUGCCACAUCCAUCAGACUCUGAGAGGAUCAGGCAAUACCUGAUGAGGAAUCCAUGCCCCACCCUGCCCUUCCACCAUCAGAUGCCCCCGCACCACUCAGACUCUAUAGAGUUCUACCAGAGGCUGUCCACAGAGACUCUGUUCUUCAUCUUCUACUACCUGGAGGGCACUAAAGCUCAGUACCUGUCAGCAAAGGCACUUAAGAAGCAGUCUUGGAGGUUCCACACCAAGUACAUGAUGUGGUUCCAGAGGCAUGAAGAACCCAAGACCAUCACUGAUGAGUUUGAACAGGGCACUUACAUCUACUUUGACUAUGAGAAGUGGGGCCAGAGAAAGAAGGAGGGGUUCACCUUUGAGUACAGGUACCUGGAGGACCGAGACCUGCAGUGACUGAUGGGUGAAGGAGGACCAGGAGAGACGUGUGCUGCUGUUGACAUUCCCAGAUGAACUCCAUGCUGUGGAUAGAGAUCGUGAUGUGUAGUAGAACCCUGCUCCUAAGACGGAGGGUGGCGUCUGUAUAGGUUGCGUCUCAAAUGGCACCCCGUAUAGUCUGCCACUUCUGCCCAGAGCCCUCGUAGUGCACUGCAGUAUGUGGGGAGUAGUACACUUCUGUGUAGCCGGGGCUCUGGGCAGCAGUAGUGUACUAUGGGGGUAGUAGGGUGUCAUUAGAGGUCUGUUCCUGUCUGUGUGAGCACUCAGUAUGUGGCAUUACAUUAGGAAGCUCCCCAUGCAUGUUCCCCCUGUUGUUUUUUUUUUUUCUUCUUCUGUUUGAACAUAAGUGACACUGUACCCCCACCUCCAACUGGAUUAGAGACACCUUGGACUUAAAAACAGGAAACAAACAUUGUAUUUUGUUAUAAAAGUGGAAUGCCCAUCUUGAAUUUACUGCAAUUCGAAUGGAGAGGUACAAUGGUCUAUUUAGACAGCAGACGGACCUCCUUUAAGAUGCUAUGAUGCUUGUUGAAUAAGAUCACUAUUAGGGAUAGUGAGUGAUUAUCAAUAGUUGUAUUGAUAUUGUACUGGUCAACAAAAUGCUCUGAUUGAGAAUGACCACGGCCUCUUCCCUUUGAUGAGGAUAGAGAGGCCUCAAUGGACAUUGGAUUAAAUUGCUAUGCAAUUGAACUGGUCUCUGCCUCCCUCUCUUUACAAAAUAAUAUUUAAAAUACAAGUUUGACUUUACAAGGAAAUGUGUUGUGAUUGGGGCAUUAUGUUUUCAGAUGAAGGCAGGGAUUCAUUCAAAACUACCACAGCAGUGUUUACACGGUGUCUAUAUACAUUUCAUUCUGAACGGAAUGUGUGUGUGGGUGGUUGGUAGUAGUUGGAGGUUUUUUAUACAGUGUUUGGCUAUCAGUUUAUUUUACUCUUUGAAAAGAACACAGUGUAAAUGCUGCAAUGUGUGUUUGAAUUGAGCCCUUAAUAAUAAAGGAUUUGUAUUGUAAUCUGAAA